AUGGCCUCCAAGGGAUGGUUCAAUCUUGAGGCUGCUGCGGGAACUAUACCCGAGACGCAGUUCUUUGAGGGGGAUUCGGCAUUUCAGUUUCUCGGUUUAACUAGAACGCAGAGGUUGUAUGGAUUUGGUGGUUGUCUGGCCAUUGGUUUCGUUCUCAGUAUACUGGGUAGCAUCCUCCUCUUUGUAGGACAGCUUGGGACGUUUGCUGUGCUGUAUGCUUUGGGAACCAUCAUCUCGCUAGUCGGGACGGGAUUCCUGCUAGGGUUCAUGAAGCAAUUUAAACUUAUGUUCAAGCCAGUUCGAGUAGUAGCCACCAUUGUAUUCUUGGCAUCUAUCGUACUCGUUUUCGUUGCGGCAUAUGUGAUUGACAGUGACGUUCUCUGUAUCAUCUUUGUCAUUGUAGAGUAUCUCGCGUAUACGUGGUACACGCUUUCUUACAUUCCCUACGCUCGUUCUGCGGUCCUCAAGAUCUUUGGGAUGUGA
Molecule: messenger RNA, 483 nt
Organism: Fibroporia radiculosa
Lineage: Eukaryota; Fungi; Basidiomycota; Agaricomycetes; Polyporales; Fibroporiaceae
Exons: 7
Coding region: 1-483 (160 amino acids)
Biological process (GO): vesicle-mediated transport
Cellular component (GO): membrane
Source: RefSeq, a predicted model, not a curated record